Schistocerca serialis cubense is the source of this 623-nucleotide messenger RNA. RefSeq names its product UDP-glycosyltransferase UGT4-like. NCBI's taxonomy places the organism in Eukaryota, Metazoa, Arthropoda, Insecta, Orthoptera, Acrididae. Bases 34 to 594 code for a protein of 186 amino acids. The record is from RefSeq and is a predicted model, not a curated record. Gene Ontology annotation, molecular function: UDP-glycosyltransferase activity. The transcript has 3 exons.
CAGAACAAAUCUGUCUGGGCAGAUACUUGGCCUAUGAAAUUGGCCGAGGCAUACCACGAACUGGGCGUCGGGUGCUGCGUCAAUGAAAUGAAGCAUCCUGCACUACAAGACUGGCUAAAGUCCGAACACCGGUUUGAUUUGGUGAUCAUGGAACGACUGCCGUAUCAGUGCUAUUACGGACUGGUCCAUAAAGUUGGUUCACCUCCGUUGGUCGGUUUUCUAACGCUGCCCGCCAUGCUACCGGCUUACUACGCCAUAGGGAACCCUAUAAACCCAGCUUACCUACCAGACGUCUUCAUCGGUUACAGCGACCACAUGAAUUUCUGGCAAAGGCUGUACAACACUUACUUCACCUUGAGGUUCCUCGAUUAUUGGCAGAGAACUGUAUUGCCUGCUCACGAGGCCAUCAUGAGGGAACAUUUUGGCCCGGAACCACCUUCCGUUUACGAAGUGGAACGCAACUUCAGUAUGCUGAUUGUAGCUGCCCAUUUCAGCGGUCACUACCCGAGGCCAAAUGUACCGAACGUGAUUGAAGUCACGGGACUACACGUAGAAGAUAAAGUGAAGCCUCUACCGAAGCCCACCCGAAAGUAAAGCUGUUCAUCAUGCAAGGCGGACUGCAG